GGUUGAUUGUCAAAUUUUUUUAAUGUAAUGUCAAUCAGUUAUUUUAUGAAGUGUAUUUAUUUUUAUUUAAAAAAUAUUUAGAAUACGUUUUGAAUUACACAAAAAUUUCUUCUAAUGUAACGAAAAUGUAAUGAAUAUUCAAUGUGUUCCCUAAUAUUACAAGAAUGCUUAAACAUUUCGAAAUGGAAGGUCCAAGCUGUAAAGUCGAAAGUAUUACAUGAAAACAACAUGAAAAUCCAGCUGUGAAAAUGGGGGAAAGUUCCGAAUUGGACUCUGUCAGCACGGUGCUUUGGCUUCAGCAAGCUGAUGCUCUCAAUACAUUUACCAAAAUGUGGUAUCAUGUCUUCCUGUGGGCCUUUUUUUCAUCUAUAUUUGUCCACACGGUCGCCGGGCUGAUAGCAUUCCUCACGCUCAGGAAACACAAAUUCGGCAAAUACUUUCCGAUCGCCAUCCUGGUGAUGGGCGUGAUAACACCGGCUGUAACGGGGGUGUUGAGCAGCGCCGCCAUCGCCUUUGUAUAUAGAGCGUCCAGUUUGCCGAUGCAUCCGCUGUACGCGCUCUUCUGGGGCUGCGGCCAGACCAUUUUGACCGGGUGCAUGGGCUUCACCAGGAUCUUGGCCACGUUGUAAUUAAUAGGUUUAAUCAUUGAAUGAGUCCACGGUGAAGUGGCGCGUCGGAGGCAUUGUGCACUUUGUACAGAACAAAGGAUACGUAUCGGUAUAUUUUGUAACUCGUGUAAAUACUAUUGAGAGGACGCUUUGUAAAAAUUACGAAAUAUUAUAUAUUUUUACGUUGAUUAUAUGGAAAUUUACUUUAUGUCGCACUCGAGUUUUAAUUAAACGAGAGGAUACUAGAUAAUGUUGUGACUUAUCGUUUCCACUGUGAUAUUUUUUGUUAAGUGAUGAAUAAUGUCUAGUCUCAAUUAUUAGAAAAUGAUUUAAUUCGAAAACAAAGGUACCGUGCGAUGUAUGAUAAAUAAUAGCUAGGCUGAUUUGGAUUGUACAUAAUAAAUAAGCGACAUAUUUGGCCUCGGGUCGAUUUAUUUUCAAUACAAUUUCUUGUAUUACAAGCUAAGCUAAUUGUGCCUUCUUAGAGUGGAUUUUCUAUAAUUGUGGCUCUAACUAGAUAUUAACUUAACUAAAUAAUAAUUGUAAAAAAAUAAAUUCGUAUUGUAGAUAUUUUUGUUCGAAUUUCUCUCGUAUAAUUAAAAAAAUGUGAACGUGUUUUCGAUAUCUUGUGAUUCAAUUUACAACACCAAAGGAAAGCACGCGUUAACUAUUUGUCGGCGUGGUUUAUAAUUGAAAAUAUAGGACAAUUUUUUAUUAUUUUACAUUCUCUAAUAUAUCAGGUGUAUAGUUACGAAUGACACAUCACACAAUGGUAGUAUCUGAUUUUUACUCGAAGAAACUACCAUUGAGGUAUAGUCAAUUCUUUACCGAAGCACCUUAUGCAGUUUUAAAUCACUCAACAAAUUCGCAUUAAGCUCUUUACUUUUAUGUUAAUUACCAAUUAUCAGUGUUUCUUUGAGCACUUGAACCGUUUGCCGUCUCCUAGUGACUUACCCCAAGAAUUACAUUAUUGAAUUGUAUACAAUAGGGAUAUAACAGUUUCUCGGAAGUUGCACAAAGUUUCACUUCACCAGCCACUGCACUCUUAAUAAAAGUUAGUUAUUUAUUGUAUGUAUUGUACAUGUGAUGGUGCUAAAUGAAAAUGGGCUUUUUGUUGUUCCGGCGCUUGCAAAACGGCGCAAAAUCCCAUCAAUCCUGACUUAUUUUGUGUUCUUAAUUUUAAGUAUUUCACCGGUUUUACGAUGAUCAUUAUUAAAGAGAAUCAUGAAUCAUCGCCAACUAUCAUAAUGAUGUUUUUUGUACUUCAUAAUCAUUUUGAUAAUUGUAUAGCACGCUUUAUUGCGCCGUUUUGAGAAAAAGCCGAAUGACAUUGAGCCUGCAGUUAUAGAGGUACGAAUAGUUAGUUUUACAUAAUUAAAAAAGUGAUCAAGGUAUGAAUGUGAAAAGAAAAUAGGUACCUAAUUGUAGCUAAAAUAUCUUUUGUAUAUACUGUGCACUGUACAUAAACCAAAAAUGUAGUAGUAUAAGGAGAAAAUUGUAAUGCCUAAGUCAAUAUUGUAUUUUUACUUUAAAAACUCGAAAAAAUAAACAAGUCGUACGUUA
Molecule: messenger RNA, 2171 nt
Organism: Phyllotreta striolata
Lineage: Eukaryota; Metazoa; Arthropoda; Insecta; Coleoptera; Chrysomelidae
Source: the annotation of a GenBank genome assembly